This is a messenger RNA of Struthio camelus australis, 3814 nucleotides long. Lineage: Eukaryota; Metazoa; Chordata; Aves; Struthioniformes; Struthionidae. The record is from RefSeq and is a predicted model, not a curated record.
AGACACUGUCUGGUUUCUGUGUGAUUAAAAGAACUAAUGACGUUGAAUUGAUUGCAGUGUUAUGCUUUUUAGAUCUUGAAUUAAAACAAUUUUGAACUAUUCAACUACAAUAGUUUUGAAACAACUACAAUAGUUUUGAAACUAUUCAAAUAACAUUUGUCCUGAUAUAUAGAAGAAUAUUAAGUACCUCUAAUUUAUUGGUGAAUAAGGUCUUACGGUUCUUUUCCUUCCUCCUCUUUUACAUAAACAGGUUAUUUCUCAAUUGAGAUUUAGAUCUUAUACUUCAUGUAUUGAUUUAUAUGCUAAUUUGAAAUAGUUUGAUGUUUUAAAGAUGCGUGCGUCCCAUUGACUCGGUCCAUGUGUUUGAAGAGCCGACGCUGAAAGCAAGUGUGGUUGUCUUAGGCUAGUCUAGAAGUUGUCCAGUAUCAGGUUUGAGCCAUAAAUAAAAUGUAUAUUUCCCUGUACCUGCGGUAUUUACUAAAACCUUUAGUAGGCGUAUGUUAGUUAAUUAAAUGAUGAAAAUACGUAAAGUGACGUGCCUAAGUUUUUUAAGUUUUUUAUGGGAUUCAGACUCAAGCCUAUGUUUAUCUUUAUGCACUACAGUUAGACUUCAUUUUGUCAAAGACUUCUUCACACAAUUAAGUUUGUUCAAGGCAUUUCAAGAUCCCCUUAAAGGUAACGGUGGCUAUCUUGUAGCAGUGGCUGUUAAAUGACCUAAAUUAAUAUGGGCUUAGAAUGUAAGACUGCUGUUGAUCUGCUGGGUCAGUGGAUUCCCUCUUCUGACAUUUCAGGCAAUGUGGUUUACAGUCCUGUUAAUAAAUGUACCGUAUGUGAAAAAUGGCAACUUAAUUGGCUAGUAGAUAUUGAUGUUACUGCAUGGACUUUCAACCGAAAGGUUUAUUGGCAUUCAAGCGCUCAUAUUCUUGGAGAGGCUAUGGAAAGUUAUUUUGGAGGCUGCUUGUGCUAUGGACCACCUAUUGAGAAUGGAUUUUAUUAUGACAUGUACAUUGAAGAUAGAGGCGUUUCUAGUUCUGAAUUCCCAGUACUAGAGAACCGCUGUAAAAAUAUCAUAAAAGAGAAGCAGCCUUUUGAAAGGCUAGAAGUCAAAAAGGAGAUCCUGUUGGACAUGUUUAAGUAUAACAAGUUUAAGUGUCGCAUCCUGAAUGAGAAGGUUGACACACCAACUACUACAAUAUACAGAUGUGGUCCACUGAUUGAUCUCUGCAGGGGCCCGCAUGUGAGAAACACUGGAAAAAUUAAGACCCUUAAAAUAUUUAAGAAUUCCUCUACGUAUUGGGAAGGAAAAGCUGACAUGGAGACUCUGCAGAGAAUAUAUGGAAUAUCCUUCCCUGAUAACAAAAUGAUGAAGGAAUGGGAAAAAUUCCAGGAAGAAGCCAGAAACCGGGACCAUAGGAAAAUUGGAAAGGAGCAAGAACUUUUCUUCUUUCAUGAUUUGAGUCCUGGAAGCUGCUUUUUCCUCCCCAGAGGUGCCUUUCUUUAUAAUACACUCAUGGAUUUCAUACGAGGGGAAUAUCACAGGCGUAACUUUACUGAAGUUGUGUCCCCAAACAUCUUCAACAGUAAACUCUGGGAAGCUUCAGGGCACUGGCAGCACUACAGUGAAAAUAUGUUCUCUUUUGAGAUUGAGAAGGAAACUUUUGCCCUUAAGCCGAUGAACUGUCCAGGGCAUUGCUUGAUGUUUGCUCAUCGUCCACGAUCCUGGAGAGAAAUGCCUCUUAGACUCGCAGAUUUUGGGGUUCUUCACCGAAAUGAACUCUCUGGGACUUUAAGUGGCUUGACUCGUGUUAGGCGCUUCCAACAAGAUGAUGCUCACAUCUUUUGCACAAUGGAACAGAUUGAAGAAGAAAUUAAGGGCUGUCUUGAUUUCUUGAAGUCUGUUUAUGCUGUCUUUGGUUUUACCUUUCAACUGCAUCUUUCUACAAGACCUGAAAAUUACCUAGGAGAGUUAGAGAUCUGGGAUCAUGCGGAACAGCAACUUCAAAGCAGCUUGGAUAACUUUGGAGAACCAUGGAGGUUGAAUCCAGGAGAUGGAGCAUUUUAUGGUCCCAAGAUUGAUAUUAAAAUCAAAGAUGCUAUUGGCAGAUACCAUCAGUGUGCUACCGUCCAGCUUGAUUUCCAACUACCCAUUCGAUUUAAUCUUACUUAUGUUGGUAAGGAUGGUGAUGAUAAGAAAAGGCCAGUGAUUAUUCACAGAGCUAUCUUGGGGUCCGUGGAGAGAAUGAUAGCUAUUUUAGCAGAAAAUUAUGGAGGAAAAUGGCCAUUCUGGCUGUCUCCACGACAGGUCAUGGUUGUACCUGUGGGACCUACUUCUGAAGAGUAUGCCCAGCAGGUUUGCAGGGAUUUUUUUGAAGCAGGAUUUAUGUCAGAUGUGGAUCUAGACCAGAGUUGCACAUUAAACAAGAAAAUAAGAAACGCGCAGCUGGCCCAGUAUAACUUUAUCUUAGUGGUUGGAGAAAAGGAGAAAGCAGAUAACACUGUCAACGUGCGAACAAGAGACAACAAAGUUCAUGGAGAGACUUCAAUAUCUUCUGCCAUUGAAAAACUGAAGAAACUUAAGAGUUCACGUACUCCAAAUGCAGAAGAAGAAUUCUGAUGUUGCUGUUAGUUAGCAUAAGUUUAUUUAUUAACUGCUCUGGUGAAAUAGUAUUUCUUUCCUCCUCUACUGCAGUAAGGACUCAUUUGCACGAAUUUCCAGUUAGGGCAUAUUCAGACCAAGCACGUUUUUUGGUGCUUAAGGAAUAGCAUGAAAGGACAGGUGCAACUGUCUAUUCCUUUGACAAUCCAGUGAAUCUGCACUAGUUGAUAAAGGCUAUCUACAAAAAUCUUACACCUCUACUAAAUUACUUUGAUUUUACUGUGUAAAUGAAUUGGGGAUGCGAUUAAGUCGAGGAACAGGACACUGGGAAGUGUACUGGCUGCUGCUGCCGCCAUCGCUGAAUUACCGCAAUCACGUAGUAGUUACAUAACUGACGUGACCUGGAAUCCAAAACUUGACAGUUGGUAGGUCUAUAAGGAAUAUUUUUGGAUCUUUUUUUUUUUCCGACUCCAAAUUAUGUCAAAUAUGGCGGGCGAGGUGGGGAUAGUCUAAUUCUUUCUGAAUCCCAUGUUCACAGGCUACAAAUGCGUUGGUGUCUUUGUUGGAAAUCUCAGUGAAACAAGGCACUGAAUGAGUUAGAAUGGGAUAACUGCUUGCCAGAAAUGUGACUGCCAAGAAAGAAGUUAAAUUACCUGCCACAUCCAUGUGUGGAAAGCUUUUAUUUUUGUCUGUGCUUGCUGUCAGUUUAACUCCUUUCAAAAAAAACAAUAAAUUCACCUUUGAAAACCCUUCUGUUUGUAAUUUAUUGCUCUGCUUUUUGGGGGGUGCUGAGCAUGCUGAAAAGGUGUGGAUGACAUAAUUUUCAUUUAUUCUUUUUAGUAAUACAGUAUGUUAGAACUUAAAUUGGGUGUGUUUAUCUGACUUUAAUUGUUUACACUUACACAUUGAUUUUAAAAGUUAAUGUUGCAGGAGAUGAAUAGUCACUGAUAUGUUUUUUCCACUUUUAUAUGCUGUUUUUAGUGACAAGGCUUAGCUAGUGUUGUUUGAUUGUAUUACUCAAAUAUAGCAUACAACCUUAGUGGAAGUGAUUUAAAUACCACUGAAAUGAAGCAGAAAAUACUAUUUGGUGCAUAAACAUUACACAAAUGCAAAGCUAGUGUUUUCCUUCUGCCUAACACUUGUGCAUACUUGUGGUCUAUAGGCCUAUUUUUGAUGUUGUAUUAGUUUGGUUUUGUGAAUCGGUUUUUACCCACUGAU